Molecule: messenger RNA, 3103 nt
Organism: Balaenoptera acutorostrata (minke whale)
Lineage: Eukaryota; Metazoa; Chordata; Mammalia; Artiodactyla; Balaenopteridae
Product: centrosomal protein of 78 kDa-like
Exons: 15
Coding region: 1876-2577 (233 amino acids)
Cellular component (GO): centrosome
Source: RefSeq, a predicted model, not a curated record
UGUAGGUCCCGGGCCUGUGAGCACAAAGAGGGAGCCGGGGGCUGGACGGGAGCGCCGCGGCGGCGGCUGAGGCCCAGGCCAGGCCCCCUCCCCUCAGCCUCCCACCCGCCCGCCUGCCCCGCCCCCGCCGGCGGCGCCCCGCCCCUCCCCAAACCGCCAGACUAGCCUGGUGCGGGGGGCGUGCGCGAAAACAUGGGGGAGAAGUUCGGGCUGAGGCUGGAGUCACCCGUGUGGGCCGAGCCCGCGGUCUACCCGUGGCCGCUGCCAGUCUACGACAUACCCCACGAUGCUGCUCAUGAAAUCAGCGAGACCAUCCGGAGGAAAAGAGACGUAGAGUUACAGCCAGAGAACGAGUUGCUGGACCGCUCCCUGCAGAAGAACCAGGAAGAGUAAGACCAGGAACAGACGUGGAAGAAGAAGAAAGAGAUGAUAAAGUAAAGCCUGGUCACCUCCAGGAAACAGAUGGCAGGCAGAUAACGCCGAGGCAAAUGAACCCAAUUACCGGUCCGCCGGACCCAAUUACCGGACUGCCUGACGCCAGCGAUGCCGGUUUUGAAAUAAGGCAAGAAGAAGAAUGCAGGACUUUUACCACUUUGCUCCUUAUUGUGACUCCCUGGACUGCGGUGGCCGCCCGAGGGGCGGGGAUGCCAGCUGGGAUCUCCAGGCGUGUGUGGGCAUCGUGUCUGCAGCCAGCGUCCCCGAGGCCACGCUCGGCCCAUAAUCACUCAGUGAAGCUGCGCCACGACAGCGCGGCCGACUUUUUCUGGCACUGUGAGGACCUGUGCGCAUUGCAGGAUUCUGUGCCUCUGUCCGCCUUGUGCGCCUCCCUGCGGGAGGGCCUGCUGGACUUCAACGCUGACCGCCUCCGCGGGGUGGACUGGGCGCCGCCCCUGAGCACCCUCUGUCCCCGAUCUGUAUCCAGAGCUUCUUCCAGCCACGGCAUGGCGAGACAGGUUCUGACAGAAAUAAAGUUUCCAGAAGUCGUGUUCCUGCAAUAAGAAAUAAAGAUUUGACCUUCCAGUUGUGUAAAGCUCUUAAAUGCUGUGUAAGUGUGUCGGGUGUGCUAAGGAACCUGGAGCUAAAUGGGCUAGUUCUGAGAGAGACUAAGCUAUGUUAACAAAGGUAUUUGUCAAGGUAUAAGGAACUCUAUCACUCUUAAGACAGUAGACUUCAUGGGCUAUAAUCUGAAAUGGCAGGGAGCAGAUCACAAGGUCAAGAUCUUAAAGUAUCAGACUACCAGAAGGCAUGAAGAAACCUGGGCUGAGAGUCUUCGUUCCAGGAGACCUGAUCUUGACUGUAUGGCUGGCUUGAGGCGCAUCCCUCUGAGCUGCAGCACGCUCAUUGGUGACCUGGGUGCAAGUGCUUUGGCAGAAUCUCUUAGUGAGGAUUUAUGGCUUACAGAUCAUUCUGUGAUGAAAGCAGUUAUCAAAAAAGGUCUCCAGAAUGGAAGGAGUGCCAAGUCAGAGGAUUGGCCACAAAGAAACCUGUAAGUAAUGGAAGGAAACACUCUGCUGGUAAAGAAUGUUAUGGUCCUGAACCUCUACCACCUGGUGUGUCUGGUUUCCUGCCCUGGCGUACUGCAGACGUGCAAAAAGCAACAGGUAAUAUGUUUGCAUUCCCUGUCUUUACAGUCGUUCAGAUUUCUUUAUUUUGGAACUUCUAUUACGUGGGUGGUCUCUGGUGCUUUCUACAGAGGAAAAAAGAUAACUCACACAUGGCUUCUGCCUAAUGAGCCCUCUAAGGAAGAAAAACAAAAAGUAACUGGGAGUUUCAAGUUGUUUCUCAAGUGUCACAACAGAGGUUUCCCCGUGGGAGUCAUGAGGAGACUAAAAUUAUCUCCAAUUGUGCAGGGGCUUUCCAUUCAUCAAACUCGUGAUGUAUGUAAUCAGGUGCAGGUCCAUCAGAAUUUCCUGUGACUGUGACAGUAGAGAGUCCUUCCUCCUCAGAAAUCGAAGAGGUCGAAGAUUCCUCAGAAAGUGUUCAGGAAGAGCCAGAGAAAAUCAGUUUGAAACAAGAAGCAUUGCAGGCCUUCAUGCCCACUCAUUGACAAGCAUGAUCCUGGAUGAUGAAGGUGUUUUGGGCAGCACUGAGAAUUCUUUUCAGAAGUUCCAUGCUUUCUUGGAUCUCUUUAAAGAUGCUGGGCUUGGGCAGCUGGCCACAAUGGCUGGUAUAGAUCAGUCAGAUUUUCAUUUACUAGGUCGUUCCCAGAUGAAUUCUACUGUUAGUAGUCCACCUAAAGAAGAAAAGAAGGCACUUGAAGAAGAAAAAGCAGAAUCAAAGCAGAGUGCCCCAGUACAAACGCAAAAUCUCCAAUUUCAGAAAAUUACAGGUGAUGCUGGGCUUCCUUUGCCUCUCGACUCCUUGCAUGUCCCAGUCUCUACUCAGGAGGCCUUAGAAACUUCCAAAGACAACCUGGGGGUCCCAGUCACAGAGCAGUGGCAGGAGUCUUUUGAAGAUUUCAUUGCUAGAACAUGUUCUCCUUCAGCAGAUGUCAUUUCUGGAACUGGAAGUCAAAGAAAAGAAGAGGAAUUAUCUAGAAAUAGCAGGUCUUCUUCAGAGAAAAUGACCAAAGAAUAAUAUAUCAAAAAAUACUCUGCUAAGAAACAACCUGGGAAGGGCCUGCAUUCCUGCUCUGACUCACCUGUAAAGCAGAAAAGCAAAGGAAGUGGGCAAAAUAAUUCUUUGCUUAAUGAAUCAAUUAGAAGUGAGUCUUCAAAAAAACACAUUUUUGUUAAGAAAGAGAGUAGAAUAGUGACUGUUUCAUCAAAGACAACUAAAAGUAAACUCAAUCUACUAGAACAUUCUGAAAGUGAUACUCUUGGAUCUGAUUGUGAAUUUCAAGAAAGCAUCCAUACUCCAUCACACCUAACAUAGGUCUAAAUCUUUUAAAAUCUUUUAAAAUUAUGUUUUUGCCUUCAAAUUUUAAUAAAUUACUUAUGUUUUUAUUAUAGCAUAUGGUGUUUUAAAAUACUUGACUGGAAGCCAUUAGAGAAAGAUUUAUCUAUACUUUUUAUUAAAUUGAAAGUUUUGGUGUAUUUUUCCUUGUGACACUUUGCACCAUUCAUUCAGCUAGUGUUUACUGAGGGCUUCAUAUGUACCAUAC